This is a messenger RNA of Closterium sp. Naga37s-1, 1206 nucleotides long. The record is from the annotation of a GenBank genome assembly. Lineage: Eukaryota; Viridiplantae; Streptophyta; Zygnematophyceae; Desmidiales; Closteriaceae.
AUGGCGUCUGCACACCACAGCUUUCGCAGCCUUUCGCUAGACUCGGGGUCGAAGCCCCCUGCCGUGCAGCAGGAGGCGAGUCGCGCCUUAGGUCUCUACGACGACCCUGGCGAGCUCCUUAAUCCGCUGGACCAGGGCGCGUUCUUCAGCGCCGUGGCUGCUGGUAACGUGGACGGCGUCGCAGCGCUUCUGAAGCAUAGGAAGGUUGACAUUAACGAGUACAACGGACAGGGCGUGACAGCUAUCUUUGUCGCAGUCUACAACUUCGAAUCAUCCCGCAGCGUCAGCAUGGCGAAGCUUCUCCUAGACCACGGCGCCAAGGUCACCGUGCGCGCCGUGGACUCCCCCGCUGCCAGCAAGCUGUGCUACCUCAAGCAUGAGUCCCCUACGGGGAGCCCGGGCAGUCCCAGGAGCCCCAGGAGCCCCAGGGGCAUGGCGGCAGGGAGGAAGGACGAGACGCGCAAGGUCUCAGUGGCCAACAAGACACCUCUUCUGGUGGCACUGGAGCUCAAGUCUAGCCUGUAUCUGAAGGGCUGGGACUACCGCCAUUGGGAUGCCAUGCUGGACCUGCUUGCUGACGCGACAGUUGCUGAGCUGGCAGGCCACCCGUUCCAUGGGCCGGGGCCGGCGCAGCUGCCAGCUGUAGCAGACGGCUGGGCGGCGGUCUUUGGCAGUGGAGGGCAUGAGCUGGUGGAGGUGUGGGCUGAGGGGAAGCACAUUGAUGUGUUGAAGAUGCUUCUGGUGGUGCAUUCUAAGAGGUUUAAGUUUGAGCUUGAAAAAGCGGCGGCAGUGAGUCCGGGCAGGCUGGAGAUCACAGACGCCUCGUUCAACGUGGUCAAGGCGGUCAUGGAGUUUCUUUACACUGGCCACGUCAGCAGGGAGUUCAUGGGACACAGAGGCGUUGACUUGCUGCUGGCUGCUCACAAGUACGAGGUGUUUGCGCUGCAGAAGCUGUGUGAGGAGCAGCUCGAGCCCACUCCAGAGAGUUGGAUCAAGAUGCUGACUGCAGCUCUGGAGUGUGGCGCCGAUGCAUUGGUGCUGAAGGUGGCGAGGUCGAUCCAUGCAGUCAUGAAUACACGCCAUGCCACGCGCCUCUUUGUCAAACAGCCGUUUUCCGCCUCCAUCCAUCCCGAGGGUGGCCCGGCACAGCUUCCCCUCAUCGAUGAUGCUGGCGUCGAGGAGGAGGUGGAGGUGAAGACAUUGUGA